AUGGCAGGGCCGAAAAUUCUUGUAUUGGGCGCGACUGGACCGACUGGCAUCAACGUCCUCCGCGAGCUCAUUCAUCGCCAAGUCCACGCCGUAGUCUACGCUCGCAGUCCAUCGAAGAUACCGACAGAGUUGUCGUCUAGUCCGUUUGUCGAGAUCAUUCAGGGAGAGUUCGAGAAGUCUGACGAACCUGCUCUGUCCCGCGCCAUGGCGGAGUGUAAGGCAGUGAUAUCACUGCUUGGACCUGUCCUCGGAGACAAACUGACACCGACGGUCUUCGCCGACAUAUAUACUCAGCAGAUUGUGCCAUUGAUGGUGAAACACUCCGUGUCGCGCAUCCUCGCCAUGGGCACGAUCUCAAUUUCGCGUCCAGAAGAUUCGUUUCACUUCCUCCGUUGGCUGAACUCGCUGCUUAUCAAACUGCUGUUUGGUACUGCACAGAAGAACAUGUUCGCCAUCGAAGACGCCUUCGAUAAAGGUGACAAAGACGUUCAGGGCCUGGACUGGACUGUAUACCGGAUGGGUUGGGCAAUUGGUGGCUGUAAGCAUGCUGACUGGUUGAAGGACAGGGAUAAUGGGGAGAUGUUCGCAGGCGCUGUUGGUGCAGAGGGCUUUACCAUGGUUCUCAGAAGGGCGCAGCUGGCGAGGUGGCUUGUAGACGUUGCGACGGACGAGGCGCCGAAGUUCUCUCGUCAGAUGCCUGCCGUGAGUCGCCUAGCUGGGAGCAAUAAGAGAAAAUUGGCUUGA
This is a messenger RNA of Cyphellophora attinorum, 744 nucleotides long. RefSeq lists its product as uncharacterized. The transcript has 2 exons. Lineage: Eukaryota; Fungi; Ascomycota; Eurotiomycetes; Chaetothyriales; Cyphellophoraceae. The record is from RefSeq and is a predicted model, not a curated record. The coding region runs from base 1 to 744 and encodes 247 amino acids.